GGCCAAAGGGUGGGAAGGAGGGAGAGGAGUGGGAUGAGGAGAAGGAUGUAGUGGAGGAGAUGGGGAAGAGUAAUGGUGGUGAUGAAGAGGUGGUUGAGGAGAAUGGGAAUGAGAAGAAGGAUAGGAAAGACCAGGAGAAGGGCCUGGUUGGUUACUCAGUCCGUUUCGAUCAUCGAGUACCGCCGGGGACGAAGAUCAAGUACGUUACGGAGGGUAUGUUGCUGCAGGAACUGUUGAGGGAUCCGCAUCUACGACAAUACUCGGCCAUCAUUGUGGACGAAAUCCACGAGCGCAGUGUGGAUGUCGAUUUGCUGUCUGGGUUCCUCAAGCAGAUUGUUACGGGCGACAAGGCCGGUCGUGGAGGGAUCCCGCUCAAGGUGGUAGUCAUGAGUGCUACCGCACAGGUCGAAAGAAUCAAGAAGUUCUUUUCUAGCGACGACAGUCUUAAGAAGGGGACAUCCGGGGAGGAAGUGGAAUACCUCGAGAUUGAAGGCCGACAGUUCCCCGUCGAAGUCAUCCACGAGCCCAAACCCGUUCCAGACAUCCAGGAGGCACUCCUCAAAACGGUCUUCAAGAUCCACACCCAAGAGCCGCUCUCCGAUAAACACGGCAAGAAGGACAUCCUGUGCUUCCUCACCGGCCAAGAAGAAAUCGAAGCCGCCCAGCGCCUAAUCGAAGAAUUCGCCGAAACCCUCGACCCCAAAGUGCCCAAAGUCAAAGUCUUCCCCCUCUUCGGCCAGCUCUCCAUGGAAGCCCAGCACGAAGCCUUCCAGCCCAUCAAGCAUCCCUUCACGCGCAAGAUCGUGCUAGCCACCAACAUUGCCGAAACCUCCGUCACCGUCCCCGGCGUGCGCUACGUCGUCGACUGCGGCAAAGCCAAAGUCAAACAAUACCGUCCCCGUCUCGGCAUGGAAUCGCUGCUCGCAAAACCCAUCUCCAAGUCCUCCGCCAUCCAACGCACCGGUCGUGCCGGCCGUGAAGGCCCCGGUAAAUGCUUCCGUCUCUACACAGCCGACACCUUCGCCACUCUCCAAAAAACAGACCUCCCCGAGAUUCUGCGGACAGACGUCCUCGGCGCCGUCUUGACAAUGAAAGCCCGCGGCAUCGACGACGUGCUUUCCUUCCCGUUGAUGGACCGGCCGGAAAUCGACGCCGUCGAAAACGCUCUCGUGCACUUACAUGUGCUUGGCGCGCUAGGCGACGACGGCCGCAUCACCGACACAGGCCGCAAAAUGGUUUUGUUCCCCGUCACUGCGCCCUACGCGCGCGUCCUGCUCGCGGCCGCUGACCCGCGCUAUGACUGCCUGCUGGAAACCAUCGACAUCAUCUCGUGCAUAACCGCAGGCGACGACAUCUUCAUGCAAGUCCGCUCGGAAGAAGACAAGGAAGCCGUGGACGUGUACAGGAAAGAACUCCAGCGUCGCGAGGGCGACUUGAUCACGUACCUGAAUACCAUGCAACGCUUCGUUUCCACCCCCUCUGCCGACCGUGGGACGUUCUGCAAACAACGCCGGAUUAAUGUGCGGAAUAUGCGACAGGCGCUGAAUAUCAGGAAACAACUCCGGUCGCUGUCGGUCAAGAAUAAGAUGCUGGCGGAGUUCCCGAUGCCGGAUGCGGAGGUGACGUACCAGCCUGUGUCGCCGGAGACGGCAGAGAGGAUCCUCAAGGCGUUCUUGAAGGGGUUCGCGAUGAAGACGGCCGUGCUAGCGCCCGAUGCGAGUUAUGUGACUGCCCAUGGGAAACAUGUGGUUGCUAUUCACCCGAGUAGUAGUUUGCAUGGGGUCAAGAGGGAGGCUAUCAUGUUCCUGGAGCAUGUGUAUACGCAAAAGAAUUAUGCAAAGAAGGUGAGCGCCAUUCAGGCGGGGUGGAUUGCGGAGGCGUUGGCUGCCUAACCUGAACGUGUGUUCUCGUGGGUGGCGGGGUUUAAUAUGGCCAGAGAUGUGGAUGGUGGCAGAGAAGGUGUGAGGUAUAGAUACCCUAGAUAGAGGUGCUGAAUGCAUGUACUUGAAGUCUAUACUGAAUAUUAUAUCUGUUCAUCACUGAACAUAUUCCACGGUGAAAAUGGCCGGUUGACGAUUUGUUUACAUCGUGAUGCUCUCCUUGGUGUUGUCUUCCCAUU
This is a messenger RNA of Neurospora hispaniola, 2119 nucleotides long. RefSeq names its product P-loop containing nucleoside triphosphate hydrolase protein. The record is from RefSeq and is a predicted model, not a curated record. Gene Ontology annotation, biological process: positive regulation of transcription by RNA polymerase I. Gene Ontology annotation, cellular component: nucleolus; intracellular anatomical structure. The transcript has a single exon. NCBI's taxonomy places the organism in Eukaryota, Fungi, Ascomycota, Sordariomycetes, Sordariales, Sordariaceae. The coding region runs from base 60 to 1892 and encodes 610 amino acids. Gene Ontology annotation, molecular function: double-stranded RNA binding; helicase activity.